AUGUACUCAAGAACCCGUAAAUCACAAGAAACCCCUGAUAAUGGGAAUAUCGACGAUAAUAGUACUUAUAGUCAACAGUUUUCUCACAGUAAUCAACAUCAUCACCACCAUCAUCAUCAUCACCAUCACCACCAUAACCAACAUCAUCACACGAAUACCAUUCCAGCUAACAAAGAUGGUAAACGUUAUACAAUGAAUGAGGUGUUCCAAGUCUGGUAUGAUAAUAAAGACCAGAUUUUAAAUACUGAAGUGCCAGUCAGUUCUGAUGAGCCAUACAAGUUGUCAAAACCAGAACAGAUUUACCAUUUAGAUUUGCAAUCAAAUUCAAAGGAAAAUGAUGAGUUACCUAAGGAAACUACUAAAGAAGUGACUGAAUCGUUAGAUAAACUUGCCAUUGGUGGAGAUUCGGAAAUUGAGAAUGUUACCCAAGGUAGUGGCAUUGCAUCUAUCCAAACUACUGCAACCGAUCAACCAGGUACUGGUACCGGGACUGGCAUUGGCACUGGCACUGGAACUGGCACUGGAACUAUCCCGUCAUCAAUUGGACAAGCUCCUCCUGGAAUUGACCCAUUACCAAAAGAUCUUCCAAGUGUUGAAUCCAAGUUUAGACCGCUUGUUACUUCUGAUAAAAUUGAAUGGUUUUACAUCGAUCCGUCAGGUAAUGAGCAAGGUCCAUUCAAUGGGGAUAUGAUGCAAGAAUGGCUUGCUGGAGGGUACUUGAAUCUUGACUUACAGAUCAGAAGGAAGGAAGAGAAUGGGUUCAAGACUUUGAGAGAAUUGUGUGAAAGUUUACUGAACUAUGUUACUCCUUUCAAGAUUCCAUUACCAGAUUUGACUACAGUCAAUAACAGCGGAAGUCAAUUUUUCCCUAAUGAUUUGCUGAGCAACAAUUUCCCACCAUUCCAAUCAAAUUUGUUGUCCUCAUUGACUGGUAAUGUUUCCCAUAGUAACAUGUCUCAAGGAAAUUUGUCUCAGACUAAUUUGUUUGGUAACGACUUUAUGAAAUCUGAUCCAUUCUCCACUACUUCAUUGGCACUGGUUAAUCAAACCACUACUCAAGGCUUCGGUAGCGCAACCGCUUUUGGAAUUGACACUUUCAAUCAACAGCCGUCUACCGGAUUAGAUGCAUUCAAUCAUAACUUGAGCUUCCCAUCCAUGCCAUCCAUCUUGCAACAACAAAUUCAUCAACAACAGCAACCAACAUUAUCCAGGGUUAAUAGUGGCUGGGGUGUAGAUACUGCUGCAUCCUCUAUUUUGCAAUCAAACAGUAAUCCUCAAACUCCAAUUGGCGGACAUCCUUCAUUACCAAGCCAAAUCAGUCAACCAGUUCCAAAUUCCCCUUGGUUACCUAGUGCUGUUGUUCAAUCUCAUUCCCGUGUGAGUUCUCCAUUUACUUCCACCACCAACUUAAAUUUGGUUGGUCAAGAGCCAUUGGCUGUUCAGCACGAUGCUGAAAUUACAGGAGGUGUCACUUCCAUUCCUGGAUCUUCUAUUACUGCUAUUUCUGGAGACAUCGCUCCUCCACUCGAAGAUCCAGUAUUAGAGGAAAUCCACAAUUCUGUUGUGACUGACUUUUUAAGUGAUGAAGAACCGAAACACGUUGAAUCACGUAAUAAGCAUAUUCCAUCUGAUGUUGCAUCUCCACCCGAAACUGCUGCUGAAGAGCAAACAUCUCAAACUAAAGCUAUUGAAGAAAAAGAAGUUGAAAAUGCUGCUAAACCAGUUAACUUGAAACCAUCUGCUCCUCCAGCUUUAGCACCAUGGGCUGCUCCAAAACAAACAGCCCAAAAACCUGCAUUGACUUUGAAAGAAAUUCAAAGAAUUGAAGCUGAGAAAUUGGCUGAACAAAAGAAAAUUGAAGCCCAGAUUAAGAGCGAACAGGCUGCUAAAGCUUGGGCAACUGCUGCUGCUGCUGAGAAACAAGCCAAGGCAGAAAAGGCAUCUGCUGUUUUACCGUCUACUUGGGGUAGUACCACUGUUGCUCCAGUUACUAAAACUUUAGCUGAAAUUCAAAAAGAAGAAGCUGAGCGCGCUAAAGCCAAAUUAGCUGCUGCUGCUGCUGCUGCUGCUUCUACUUCUGCCGUUGGUUCCGUAAAUGCUGCAACUAAGCUCGGUUCAUCAAACGCUUCUUUUGCCAGUGCAGUUGCUAAUUCUGUUCCAAGAGAUGAUGGACCAGCCUGGACCACUGUGGCUUCUAAAAAACAACCAUCAACCCCAGUCACCAAAAAAUCGACUAUUAAUGUCGCUACCACAUCAGCUUCUAAGACUACUCCUCAAUUGUUACGUUCUGUUUCUGCAAACAAGCAAAACACUACUUCUGUUAAUGCACAAGGUGUAAGAGAAGAUUUCUUGGUCUGGGCUAGAUCAAACAUGACUAGUUUGUAUCCUACUGUUUCUAAAGAAGAUUUAUUGGAUAUUUUCAUCACUUUGCCUCCAAAUUCAUCAGAUUCUGCAUCAUUAAUUGCUGAAACCAUUUAUAGUUCAUCAGCUACUAUGGAUGGUAGAAGAUUUGCACAAGAAUUUUUGAAAAGAAGACAGAAAGUCGAUCAACAAAUUGGAGGUGGUGACCAUGUUUCUUGGUCCGCUGCUAUUAUUUCUUCUGCUGACAAAGUUCCAACUGUUGAUGAAGAUGGUUGGAGUACCAGUCUGAAAUCUAAAAAGAAGAAUAAUAGAAGAAAUUAA
Candida tropicalis MYA-3404 is the source of this 2682-nucleotide messenger RNA. RefSeq lists its product as uncharacterized. Gene Ontology annotation, molecular function: protein binding. The coding region runs from base 1 to 2682 and encodes 893 amino acids. NCBI's taxonomy places the organism in Eukaryota, Fungi, Ascomycota, Pichiomycetes, Serinales, Debaryomycetaceae. The record is from RefSeq and is a predicted model, not a curated record. The transcript has a single exon.